Molecule: messenger RNA, 1287 nt
Organism: Candidozyma haemuli
Lineage: Eukaryota; Fungi; Ascomycota; Pichiomycetes; Serinales; Metschnikowiaceae
Gene: CRH11
Product: transglycosylase
Exons: 1
Coding region: 1-1287 (428 amino acids)
Biological process (GO): fungal-type cell wall organization; carbohydrate metabolic process
Cellular component (GO): fungal-type cell wall
Molecular function (GO): glycosyltransferase activity; hydrolase activity, hydrolyzing O-glycosyl compounds
Source: RefSeq, a predicted model, not a curated record
AUGCUUUUUGUUGUAACAUUGCUCGCUCAUUUUGCAGCCAUUAUCGCUGCCACAGGAACUUCCAACUGCAACCCACUAUCGUCUUCCUGUUCGCCAGUACCUGCUUUGGGCACGGAUUUGGUGGAACUGUUCACUGAGGAAAGUGACCGUUUUGAUGUUGUUGCUGUGCCUUCGGGCGUUUCAUACACCGACGAUGGCUUGGAAUUGACUUUGAAGAAGAAGGGUGAUAACCCAGGCAUCAGAUCUAACUUCUAUAUCAUGUUUGGCCGUGUGGAGGUGUUGAUGAAGGCUGCUCCAGGUAAGGGUAUUGUGCUGUCGUUCUUUUUGAUGUCUGACGAUUUGGACGAGAUUGAUAUCGAGUUGUUGGGCGCUGACGAUACUCAGUUCCAGUCCAACUACUUCUCUAAGGGUAACACUGAGACAUAUGACCGUGGCGAGUACCACCUGACGCCUGGCUCUCCUCAGGAUAACUACUUUAACUAUACCAUUGUGUGGACGGAAAACGAGGUUGUUUGGUACUUGGAGGGCACUCCGGUGAGAACUCUUUCUAGUGAUAACAAGCAGGGCUUCCCUCAGAGUCCUCUGUACAUCAAGGCUGGUAUCUGGGCUGGUGGUGACCCAAGUAACGAACCUGGUACUAUUGAAUGGGCUGGUGGUUCUACUGACUAUAGCAAGGCGCCAUUUACCAUGCACAUUAAGAAGUUGAUCGUGGAUGACUACUCUUCUGGUGACAAGUACGAGUACACUGAUAAGUCUGGCAGCUGGAAGUCUAUCAAGGCUGUGAACGGUGAGAUCAACGGCAGAGAAGGCUCUCAGGCUGACGAAAGCGCUUCAAGCAGCUCUUCUCCAAAGUCUAGCUCGAGCAGUUCUUCUAGUUCUUCUGCUCCAAGCUCUAGUUCCAGCUCCAGUGCCAGCUCUUCUGCUCCAUCUGCUGUUUCUUCAUCCCCAGCUUCCUCGAGCCUGGCUGCCGCAAGCACCGUCGCCCAAUCUUCCCAGCACACCUCGCCGGUGGCUACUUCAGCCUCUGCUGGUUCAGGGUCUGGUACAACUGCCUCCACUUUGGCUACAGCUCUUACCACUGGAUCUGGAUCUGGAUCUGGUUCCGGUUCUCAGUCUGAUUCCGGCUCAGCAAAUGAGUCUGGCUCCGGCUCCGGCUCCGGCUCUGAUUCUGGAAGCUCUGCUUCUGCUUCCUCAUCUGCUAUACCCACUGUUUCUUCAAAUGACUUGGCUACUGCUACAGGCCUCUCUGGCUUCUUGGUCCUUGUCGCUUUGGCAUUAAACUUUUAG